CGAUGCCUUUGUGAUGGAGCGUUUCGAACAUUUUUGAUGGAUGGAUAUUUCAAUUGCUGCACGUUCUUUGAUCUAUCUAGCCGAAUAUUUGCAAUGCUUAACAACAAUGUUCAAAGAAAAUGGGAGCGGAAUGAGCGUCAAUAAUUCUUCAACGUCUGUCGGUUUCAAUCAGCAGAGUAAAAUCAUGGAGGAAGUGAUGAUGAAUGGAAAUAUACCGAUUCCUGCUCCAGGUCGAGGAGGGAUGAUGAGUGGAGGAGGAGGAGUUGUACCUCCAGCAUUGCUCGACGAAUCGCGAGUGCCACAGUUUUACCGAGAUGCAAUCACAGCCUGUGGUGCCACCCAGGCUCACAUGCUUCCUCACACAGCUUUAGUCUAUAACUUGAUGGUUACGUCGGGUCUACCUCGUCCGGUUCUCUCAUACAUAUGGUCGGCGGUGAACCGGACCUUGCCCGGACAGCUGACUAGAUCAGAGUUUUUCUCGUGUUUAGCGCUUAUGGCUUUGGCUCAGAAGGGUGAAUCUUUGGCCGCCCUUUCUACGAUGCCAUCUCUGCCAAUCCCUUUCCUUCAAUCAGUCCAGAUACCAUCUUCACAAACGCUUUCUUCCCCAAUCGUGAAUGUAUCAAAACCGCCAGCAGCAGCUGCUGCUAAGGAGCACCGCCACUCUUCGUUGUUUAUACCCACCUCGCUUUUAUCAGGGAGGCGUAACAGUAAGAAGAAAGAAGUGGAUCUUAUCGGAGAUGCAGCGUCAUUGCCCAACCCAUCGCCAAAAUCACCUAGUGCGAAUGAAGGGACUGUGGCUCCACAGCAGAAUGUAGCUGGUUCGUCACUAACCAAUUCGCAUGCUUCUACCUCUUCUCAACCAGCGGCGCUAAAUGACUUAUGCAGCAUCGAUUGGUCCUGCGUGCCACCACCUCAGUCUAGUACUCCUCAAGAAGUGGGCUCAUCCUAUACAACAGAUUCUUCGAAGAGCGAAGAAGAUGCAUCAACUGCAUCUCGCUUCUCAAUGGGUUGUUCUACAGCAUCUGAGAUCAACGGAGCAACUGACCCUUCUCCUGCAGUAUCUGCAGAAGUGAUAGAUUGCUGGCAGAAGAUGGUGACUGCUGCAGUAGAUAUUUUUAAUACCGCAGAUAACCUGCUGGGGACAGCGACUGAUGAGGUUUUGAAGGAACUCGCAGAAACGGAGCGAGGUGAUGGUUAUCUCAGGUGUUUGAAUCAUCUCUUCUUCGUUGUAUGUCGCCUUGAGCGAUCAGCCAGUGCUGACUUACCUCAAAGAUACCUCAAUGAUAUCGCCAAAUGUGGAAAAAUUUGGAAGCGAUUGGGUGUUUUUAUGGUGGGUCAACCUGAAAAGGACGAGAGCUCGGAACAAGACGGAAAAAAAUGUGCGAUUUGCUAUCAACCAGUUUCGAAUGCAGUAUUUUUUGGUGGACAAACAUAUCAUUCGGAAUGUGCUAACCUAUGGGUAAAUGACAUCAACUCUAUGCUUCCGAAUAUGCAUCUAGUCUCUUGAGUCAGAUUUCUCCGUUCUUGUAUGAUUAUUUUCGUUAGACACUGAUAAAUCACUUUGCCAUUGCCAGCCCUUCGGCUGUCAAGCUUUAUUCACAUUCUUAAUCUGUUUUUCUUGUUCUUGCUUUCUAGGGCAUUUCUUGUACAGAACUUCUUAGCUUCACUUGAUUUUUCAUUUCACCUUUCACUAGUCUAUUUAUCUACGGAUUCGAAGUACAGCUAUUACAUGCUUGGUGUCUGGUGUAAAGCUUGUUUUACAAUUAUUCUAUUGGUUUUUGCUACUUUAUGAAUCUUUCAAAAAAGAACCAA
Messenger RNA from Cylicocyclus nassatus, 1812 nucleotides. Lineage: Eukaryota; Metazoa; Nematoda; Chromadorea; Rhabditida; Strongylidae. The record is from the annotation of a GenBank genome assembly.